AUGAGCCGUCUGCCACCGAAAGCGUCGUUUCUUUGGACCGGUUUCGAGGGUGGAGUAUCGUGUAUAGCUGUUGUUCGAAGGAAUGGCCGUUCUUGCGUAGCCAUCGGCACAAAGAAAGGACGAGUCGAGCUCUAUGAUGAAGAAACAAGACUACUCGACAGCAUCUUGUACGAGGAUCCCCAAGAACGAGGUAUCAUUUGGAUUGGGACUUUCAAUGGGAAUAUUGUCAUACAUGUGCGCACUUUUGCUCUUCUUUGCUUUACCGAAUCGGCUGAUGGCUUUGAGAUUUUGCUAACGACUCAACAUUAUGGUCACUGUGCAGCAUCGUUAUUUGGCUCACUCCUAGCAAUACCCGAUCUUGAGGAUAAAACAAGCGUUGUCCACGUGAUGAAAGAGAAUGAAGCGGAAGCAAAAAGAAUCCCGCUGCAAAACCAAGAUUGGAUGCUGAUGUGUUUGAGUAUUGCCGAAGAGAGCAAUUCCCUGUUCAUCGGAUGGGAUAGUGGAUGUGUAGAGCAACGAUCGAUCGACACUGGAGAUAAAAGAGCUUCUUUCAAGUUGACAAAUGAGCCAAUAUUUGCGAUCUGUUCUACGAGUUCGUCGCUUUUCGCCGCCACCUCAACGUCUCCCAUUCAUGUUCUGCGAAUAGUUGCUGAGGUUCUUGUGGAUGAAAAAGAAACGAUUGAUUACAAUUUAAGUGCCACUGGUUGCUCUUGUCUGCGAUUAACGCCAUCUGAGAAGACGAUAUUUGCGAGUUUUUGGGAUGGAUCUCUGCGUGCGUAUAGCACCAAGAAGCGAUCUCUUCUAUUAGCGUUACAAGUUUGUCAAGGUUCACCGAUCCAGAGCCUUUGCGUGGCGACAAAUCAAAAGUUUUAUACGGGUGAUGAUUUGGGUCAAGUGUUUUUCUGGAAUGUA
Mesorhabditis belari is the source of this 912-nucleotide messenger RNA. NCBI's taxonomy places the organism in Eukaryota, Metazoa, Nematoda, Chromadorea, Rhabditida, Rhabditidae. The record is from the annotation of a GenBank genome assembly.